Sorex araneus (European shrew) is the source of this 8977-nucleotide messenger RNA. RefSeq names its product HIVEP zinc finger 1 (gene HIVEP1). Gene Ontology annotation, cellular component: nucleus. Gene Ontology annotation, molecular function: DNA-binding transcription factor activity, RNA polymerase II-specific; RNA polymerase II cis-regulatory region sequence-specific DNA binding. NCBI's taxonomy places the organism in Eukaryota, Metazoa, Chordata, Mammalia, Eulipotyphla, Soricidae. The record is from RefSeq and is a predicted model, not a curated record. Bases 251 to 8386 code for a protein of 2711 amino acids. Gene Ontology annotation, biological process: regulation of transcription by RNA polymerase II. The transcript has 9 exons.
GUGUGUGUGUGUGUGUAUGUGUGUGCGUGCGUGAGUGCGACCGCCGACCUUGCAGAGGGGGGAUGGCUGCGUGCGGGAGGCACUUGCCACUUCUGGGCGCGCGCGCGCGGCCCGAGCUGCGGCUCCCCGGAGCGGAGCAGCACAUGGAUUAAUUGAUGGGCGUUGAGUUUAUGGAGCUCCCAUGUGUAUGGCCUGCUCCUGCGCUUUCUACAACUCUUAAGAAGAAAAAGAGAUCCCAGAAUUAAGGAAGAUGCCUCGAACCAAGCAGAUCCAUCCCAGAAACCUAAGAGACAAAAUUGAAGAAGCACAGAAAGAACUUAAUGGGGCAGAAGUGUCAAAGAAAGAAAUCUUAGAGGCUGGCAUAAAAGGAGCUUCAGAAUCCCUGAAAGGUGUGAAGCGGAAAAAGAUCGUAGCUGAGAAUCACCUGAAGAAAAUACCCAAGUCCCCGCUGAGAAAUCCUCUCCAGGCGAAACACAAGCCGAAUGCAGAAGAGCCGUCCUUCCCUGUUCUUCAGAGAGCGUCCGAGCCCUCCAAGAACCAGAGCCACAGCCCUGCGAAGAAUGGGAAGCAGCCUGCCAAACCCAACGGGGCUGCUCCGGGGGUCACCGCAGAGGCCUCCAAGUUAGCCGAAUCUGUGUCCCCCAAGAAGCCUGUCUUUCUGCAGCACCCGUCAGAGCUGCGUCGGUGGCGGUCAGAGGGCUCGGAACCCUCCAAGCUCAACUUCCUCGAUGGAAAAUGUGACUCGAGUUCUUUGUGCGGCAAAAGCAGAACUGACCACAGUGAAUGUAUCUCCUCGAACGGCAGCACUACUUCCUCCUCGUACACGAGCACCGCCUUUGAUGUCUUACUGAAAGCAAUGGAGCCCGAACUGAGCACCUUGUCCCAGACGGGCUCGUCCUGUGCAGUUAAGAUAGAGAAACUGAGACCAAAUAAGACGCCACAGACCCCUUUGCAGCUGAAGAACUGUUCCGUGGAUGCCCUCGAUCAGACGUCCCAAGGAUUUGGUAUCGAGUCCCAGGCUGCUUCUGGGACCGCGUACCCCUUGCAAGCGUCAGCCGCUCAGAGGAGGGAGCCAGCAGCAGGGCCGCUCGCCUCUCAGUCAUACAGUGAACACUUAGUUUCUACGCCAAACCAGCGGCAGCAGCAGCCUGCAGUAUGUCCGGGUGUCACCAGAGCACUGGUGCAGAGUCAAGAGAACACCAAACUUGAACCAGUUUGUAACAUAGUAGUCACGUCCUCUGUCGGUCUGACUUCACCUCCCAGUAGAACUCAGGUUACUCCUCCAAACCAGCAAAUGGACUCUGUUUCCCCCAUGUCAGUAAGCCCGGCCCAUCCCACGCAGUCGCCCCCCACGCCAGUUUAUAACUCAACCCCCGUCGCCUCUGUCGUCAAUCACAGCAUGGAGCAAAUGUGCAAUCUUCUUCUGAAAGAGCAGAAGCCCAAGAAGCAAGGGAAAUACAUUUGUGAAUAUUGCAAUAGAGCUUGUGCGAAGCCCAGCGUGCUUCUGAAACAUAUCCGCUCCCACACCGGCGAGCGCCCCUACCCCUGCGUGACCUGUGGAUUUUCCUUUAAGACUAAAAGUAAUCUCUACAAGCACAAAAAGUCCCACGCCCACACUAUCAAACUGGGCCUUGUCUUGCAGCCGGACACAGGUGGUUUGUUCCUGUCGCACGAGUCUACCAAAGCACUUAGCCUCCAUUCAGACGUCGAAGACAGUGGGGAGAGCGAGGAGGACGGCACUGCUGAUGACAGACAGAAUGAUUCUGGCUCCGUGGACCUGCAGCCCGGGCAGAUCACGAGAACGACCCCGGGUUCCGAAGCAUUACCCACGUCGGGUCCCACGCCAAGCCAUGCAGAUCAUGUGGCCGGUGAGCUUCCGCUGCAGGACAGGGCUUCAGAAUCCCAGGGGGUGACCGAAUUACCGAAAGUUGUGGUCCACCCUGUCCACCUGUCCCCUCUGAGAGGCGAGAGCCCAAAGGUUCUGGAUGCGAAGCCUGAUCUUCCCAGUGUGAAACAGAAGGACCUUCAGGUCACCAGUGGACUGUCACAGGCAGCCUGGGUGUCCUCCCUCGAGACGGGCGAGAAGGUCCGGCAGACGGCGGAGAUGAGCCAGCCGGAAGGCAAGCAGGAAGCACACGUCGGAACGGUGCACGCCCAGCUGCAGAGGCAGCAGGCGACCGACUUCUCCCAGGAGCAGCAAGGAAAACUCCUUCUGAGCCCGCGCAGUCUGGGAAGUACCGAUUCGGGUUACUUCUCCCGUUCUGAGAGUGCCGAUCAGACAGCAAGCCCGCCCACCCCCUCCGCCAGGACAUUCCCCGCCACCGACCACGACUCAAGUAAGAAUAACGGACCCCCUGCACCUCGUGUUAACACGCCAGCACUUUCCCCGGUGCCAGCUGGGGACAAAGCCCUGCAGCCAGGUUCCAUGCGCCCACCGUUGGCCACAAAAACCCUGGAAGAACGAAUCUCAAAGCUAAUCUCAGACAAUGAAGCCUUGGUAGACGAUAAGCAGCUGGAUAGUGUCAAACCCCGGAGAACCUCUCUCUCGAGGCGAGGAAGUAUCGAUUCCCCCAAAUCAUACAUAUUUAAGGACUCUUUCCAGUUUGACUUGAAACCAAUGGGACGGAGAACCAGUUCAAGCUCUGACAUACCAAAGUCCCCCUUUACCCCUACUGAAAAAUCGAAGCAAGUAUUUCUUCUCUCCGUUCCUUCCCUUGACUGUUUACCUAUCACCCGAAGUAAUUCUAUGCCCACCACCGGUUAUUCCGCAGUACCUGCAAGCAUAAUACCUUCCCCCCAUCCGUUGAGAGGAAGUCAGUCAUUUGAUGACAAAAUUGGGACUUUCUAUGAUGAUGUCUUUGUAUCAGGACCUAACACUUCCGUGCCCCAAAGUGGACACCCCCGUCCCCUUGUCCGACAGGCAGCCGUAGAAGACUCCUCCACCAAUGAAAAUCAUGUUCUUGGUACCGGGCAGUCCCUGGACGAGAGCUACCAGGGCUGCGGUGCCACCAAUGAAGUCGUAUCCGCAAGGAACAAGGUGUUGACGCCAGGACAUCUGGAGAAAAAGAAGUCUCACCAGGGCCGAGGCACGAUGUUCGAGUGUGAAACGUGUAGGAACAGGUACAGGAAACUGGAAAAUUUUGAGAACCACAAGAAGUUUUAUUGUUCAGAGUUACACGGACCUAAAACGAAGGUACCCAUGAGAGAGCCCGAACACGGCCCCGUGCCCGGUGGCACCCAGCCUCAGAUUCUACACUACAGAGUGGCUGGUUCCACAGGGGUCUGGGAGCAGACACCCCAGAUCAGGAAAAGGCGAAAGAUGAAAAGUGUCGGAGAUGAAGAUGAGCUCCAGCAAAAUGAAAGUGGAUCUUCUCCCAAAAGCUCCGAGGGCCUCCAGUUUCAGAACUGCGUGGGCUCGGGGUCCACUGUGCCUCGGCAUACUGUUUCCAUCACCGGUGACCCGCAGCCCAGAAGUAUCCAGUUGCAGAAUCCCCAGAUUCAGCUUGUGCCCAGGGGCCCUGACCAGAGCCUGGACCCCAAGUUGUCUACCAUCCUGGAGCAACAGGUGAAUGCAGUGGCCGCCCCAGAGAAGGUCGAGAUGAAGCGACACGGUGCUGGGAUCUCGGUCAUCCAGCACACGAACUCACUGAGCAGACCCAGUUCCUUCGACAAGCUCGAGUCUUUGGAGAGAGGCUCCCCCGUUUCUCUCCAGGACCUGAGCAGGCCAGGAAAGCUUGGGACUCUGAAGGUGAUGGGAAUCUCCCCAGAAGAAGGCCGCCCUUGUCAGAACGCACCUCCUGCCCGGUCAGAUGUCCUGAAAGGAGAGCUUCAGGAUGGCCCGAGGAAGGUGGCAAAUGAGCGGCAUGUUUUAGGGCAGCCGUCCAGGCUGGUUCGGCAGCACAAUAUUCAGGUCCCAGAAAUUCUGGUCACCGAAGAACCGGAUCGGGAUUUAGAAACCCAAGGCCACGAUCAUGAGAAAUCAGAAAAAUUCAGCUGGCCCCAGCGUAGUGAGACCUUGUCGAAAUUGCCAACAGAGAAGCUGCCGCCCAAGAAGAAGAGGCUCCGUCUCGCCGAGAUCGAGCAUUCCUCCACCGAAUCAAGUUUCGAUUCCACUCUCUCCAGGAGUCUAAGUAGGGAGAGCAGUUUGUCACACACUUCAAGUUUCUCAGCUUCAUUGGACAUAGAGGAUGUUUCUAAAUCUGAGGCUUCCCCCAGAAUUGAUUUUCUAAAUAAAGCAGAGUUUCUCAUGAUGCCAGCAGGCUCUAAUACACUUAAUGUUCCUGCAACUCUCAGGGAAAUGAGGCGUGCUGCGUCCGAGCAGAUUAGUUGCAUGCAGACAUCGAUGGAGGUCUCUGAUUUCAGAAGUAAAUCUUUUGACUGUGGGAGCAUAACUCCACCCCAGAAAACACCACUCGGUGAAAUGCAGCCUCCAACAUCUCCUUCUGGCAUGGGGGUCUCGGGGCACGUGCCUCUGUUAGAGAGAAGGAGGGGUCCACUGAUACGGCAGAUCUCUUUAAGCAUAGCUCCGGAUAGUGCUCUGUCUCCUGUGAACCCGAGUUCUUUCCAAGCUCUGGCUCUUCCCAGAGUGAAUGUGGUGCCCCUCCAGGGACCUCAGCUCACUAAUACAUCCUUCGCUGAGUUUCCAGCAAAUCCUCUGUACGCCCAAACUCAAGUUAAGGAUCUGCAAACCGAAAUGUCCAAUUCCAGCUCUGCUAGCGUCUUUCCCGUCCAACAACUUUUUGGUAUCAGUGUGUUAAAUCAAAUCCAUACACCUGUGAGCCAGCAGAGUGCACGGCAAGUGUCUCCACAGAGUGUCAGGCAGGAGUCAAGUCCCAGUUUAUGUGUACCUUCUCAAAGGGAGGAUUGUUUUGCCCCCAAGUAUCAACUUCAGUGUCAAGUUUUCACUUCAAACCAGUCCUACUCUUCGAAUUCCGUCCAACCUUUGCCAAAUCAAGUGCUGGCAGACCCAGGUCAGGGCAACCCUCAUGCCCCUUCUUUGGCAUUACCAACCAAAUUGGUAGAUGCCAUGUCCAGUUCAUGCCCUCUGCCACCACUGACCCUCGGGCCACUCAGUGGUCAGGUGCAGAAGGUGCCACCGUCAUUUACACCACCUGUGCACCUGCAGAGUAACGUUCCAGCUUACUCUUUUGCCACAGUCACACCGCUGCCACAAAUCCUGGUGACCCAAGAUCUAUCCAGUCAGCCUCUUUGUCAGGCUAAUCAGAGUAUCGUGCCAGCGGGUGAACAAAAUGCCAUGCCAAAAUCACAGAAAGAUCAUCAAAGUGCUUUGCCAAACCCAAAGGAUGAACUUGUUUGCAAAAAUGUUUUUUCAGAGAUGGACUCCAAUUCUUCUGUGUCGGAACCUUUGCCCCUAGCUCAGAAAAUGUCUGUCGGUAGACUGUCCCCACAGCAAGAAUCUUCUGCUUCCAGUAAAAGGAUGCUUUCUCCAGCAAAUAGUUUAGACAUUGCCAUGGAAAAGCACCAGAAACGCGCUAAGGAUGAGAACGGAGCUGUGUGUGCAGCAGAGACCAGGCCAUUGGAACCCUUGAGUUCAAAAGCCAACGAAGUGAAACAGAAAAAACCCGUUUUAGUGAGACAGGUUUGUACUACAGAACCUCUCGAAGGUGUGAUACUGGAACAGGAUGUGUUUUUCCAGCCCAAAAUUAGUGGCGAAGCUAGUAAUUUGACAGAUGUUUUACCAGCCGAUAAUUUAUCAACAGGGCACUCCAAGACUGUAACUGUAGAACCUAUAAAAGAAUUGCAGGAGACUGAAAGUGUCAAGUCAUCCACAUCACUAACCCUUAGAGUUAAAAACUCACCUGUCCUUUCAGAAAAUGCUCACGUUUCCCCUUUGGAAUGUAUAGACAAUAACCAUGAAAGGAAGUCUGAAAGGAUUAAAAAUCAAGGCGACAAAGUGCACACCCCAGAACAAAGUCAGCUGCCGACUACCAUGCUCUCCGUCCUCGACGCUGGAGAUAGCCGGCCCCUGCCUUUCCCCAGCCUGAAGACGACAACCAGCUUUACGUGGUGUUACCUGUUACGACAGAAGACAUUGCACCAGCUGCAGAGUGACCAGAAGACAUCAGCAUACACAGAUUGGACGGUCAGCGCCAAUAACCCAAAUCCACUUGGCUUGUCUACAAAAGUCGCUCUUUCGCUUCUCAAUUCAAAACAGAAGACAGGCAAGUCCCUGUAUUGUCAAGCAAGAACUACCCAUUCCAAGUCCGAUUUAUUGGUCUAUUCAAGCAAGUGGAAAAGCAACUUAAGCAAGAGAGCAUUAGGUAAUCAAAAGUCCACAGUAGUUGAAUUCAGCAAUAAAGGUGCCUCUGAAAUUAACAGUGAGCAAGAUAAAGAAAAUUCGUUAAUCAAAAGUGAACCAAGAAGAAUUAAAAUAUUUGAUGGAGGAUAUAAAUCAAAUGAAGAGUAUGUGUAUGUCCGAGGCAGGGGAAGAGGAAAGUACAUUUGUGAAGAAUGUGGAAUACGUUGCAAGAAGCCUAGUAUGCUCAAGAAACACAUACGAACCCAUACGGACGUCCGCCCCUACCACUGCACUUACUGUAACUUUUCCUUUAAGACUAAAGGAAAUCUGACAAAACAUAUGAAGUCCAAGACACAUAGCAAGAAAUGUGUGGAUUUAGGCGUCUCAGUAGGUUUAAUAGAUGAACAAGAUGCGGAAGAAUCAGAUGAAAAGCAGAGAUUCAGUUACGAGAGGUCUGGAUACGACCUUGAGGAAUCCGAUGGCCUGGAUGAGGACGACAAUGACAACGAAGACGAUGAUGACGACAGCCAGGCCGAGUCGGUCCUGUCGGCAGCGCCCUCGGUCACGGCCAGCCCGCAGCACCUCCCCUCCCGGGGCGGCCUGCAGGACCCCGCCGCCCCCGACGAGGACAUCCGAAUCAGCGACUGCUUCUCUGGAGUCCCCGCCGACUCCAUGGACAUCCUGCCUCGAGCGCUGCCCACCAAGAUGACCGUGCUGAGCGCGGUGCCACCCCUCUGCGCCCGCAACACCGAGUCGCCAGCGCAGGUGCGGCCGCCCAGGGAUGAAGGAAGCGCGCAUCCUCCGCCCCGAGACUCCCCCAGGUCCCCGGCGGCCGCGCCCAGGUCCCCCUGUCACCCGAUGUCUGUCGAGGGCCCCGAACCCGAAGACCGGAGGAGCUCGGAGGCAGCAAAGGCCGUCGCGGUGACACAGGGCCCCUCAGCGCUGAGACGCCCUCCCGGGACGGAGCCCAGCCCUCAUCACGCUGCUGUCGGGACCCCUCCCGCAGCGUCCCCGCAACCAGGCGCCCCAGAGCAGAAGCCCCCGCUCACGCUGCAGCCCGCGCUGGGGCUGCCCGCUCCCCCGACCCAUCUCUUCAGCCACCUGCCUCUGCAUUCCCAGCAGCCCUCGAGGACUCCGUAUAACAUGGUUCCCGUCGGGGGCAUCCACGUGGUCCCGGCCGGCCUCACCUACUCCACGUUCGUGCCCAUUCAAGCGGGGCCCAUGCAGCUGACGAUUCCUGCCGUCAGCGUCAUCCACCCCGCCGUGGGCCCCGCCGAGGACAGCGUCACAGAAGCUCCUGGCCCCGCCAACCCCGCCGCCGGAGUGUCGGAGUUAAGCAGCGUCGUGCCGUGCAUCCCCAUCGGCCAGAUCCGCGUGCCGGGCCUGCAGAAUCUCAGCACGCCCGCCCUGCAGCCCCUGCCGUCGCUGAGCAUGGAGACCGUCAACAUCCUGGGCCUGGCCAACACCAACAUCGCCCCCCCGGGGCACCCGCCGGGGCUGGCGCUCAACGCGGUGGGCCUGCAGGUCCUGACGGCGAACGCCCCCUCCCCAAGCAACCCCCCGCCCCCGGCGCACAUCCCCGGCCUGCAGAUCUUGAACAUCGCCUUGCCCACUCUCAUCCCGUCCAUGAGCCAGGUCACCGUGGACACGCAGGGGGCUCCUGACGCGCCCACCUCCAGCAGCCGUGCCCGCGCGCUGACGCCCGCAGCAGCAGCAGCAGCCGCCGUAGCAGCGGGCAGCACCCAGCAGGGGAGCAGGACAGCAUCGCCUCAGGGGUCGCCGCAGGUGCAGCGAGAAAAUGCAAAAAACGUCCCGGAUGCUGCUGCCCCCGCCAGGGACCAGGCGAGGCCCGAUGGCUCGAGUCCAGUGGACGCCGUGAGGGCUGCCUUAGUCAAUCAUGUGAAGCCCAAGCCGGACCCCACUUCCACACCGGGCCAGCCAGUGUCCCUGCCCCCGCUGUCGCAGAAGGCCAGGCCGGAGGCUUUCUCGGAGCCCUUGGGCCAGCGGACUGUGUCGCCGGAGCGACAGGGGCCCCGGCCCGCAGUGCCGCCCCGCAGGCAGGCCACUGCCCAGUUCAGCGACGUGAGCAGUGACGACGAUGAGGACAGACUCGUGAUCGCCACCUAGCGGUUUCCUCCUUUCCGAGGGGGUGUGUUUGGUGGUUCAGUGGGUUUUGUUUGUUUGUUUGUUUGUUUUUUUAUAUAACACUUCAAGGUUUCUUUGAAACCCCUCCUUAAAGCACAGUUUUAUGACAUAAACUCAUGACUAAUCUUUGUGCAAUCAUGAACUUUUUGACCAAUAAUUGUUGUUUUGUGUCAGCUCCAGCCAUUUUUGUACAUGUUGUAUAGACAAUUGUGCCUUUUAGGAGUUUUAUGUUUAGAGACUGUACAGAUUGUUGAAUAUCUAUAUACAUAAAAUAUAUAUUAUAUAUGUAUAUGAAAACCAGGUAGUUAUUUGUGUUUAGUAAGAGAACCCUGUCAAAUAAAUCAAAUGAUUAAAUUAUAUGUUGCACUGUUAAAUAUAAAUUUUUAUGGCUGUUGGGCAGUUUCUGUGUAAAAAAAUUAGUAUGUAAACUCCAUAUUUAUUGUAUUCAUAUUAGUCUUUGAAAAUGGGUCUGUCCUUCUUGUGUAAGACAGUAACUUUACACUUCAGACAGAUUUUCUGUGUUAUGAAAUGUUUCAGUAAAAUCCUGUUUCAGUAAAAUCCUGUUUACUGACA